AUGGAACUGGGCAGACACCGUAAGGAACAUAAGCUCGAUCUUCUUCCCUGCCUCCGCUUUCUUGAUUGGACGAGUAUCCACCUUUCAGUCCUCCAUCGAUUCCUGUUUAUAGGGGAUAAAUCAUGCGAUCCUCAAGCCAACAUAUUCAAAGACUUCCCCUCCCCUUUGCCUAUCUCUCUUGCUGCUCUACUUCGAUGGGUCUAUUACCAACCUGAUUUCCAAGUAAGUCGAGAGCAGGUAGUCAACUUCGUGCUUCAAAAAGAGAGCACUGAACUUAACCUAGCCCAUAAAGGAUGCAUUGAUACAAUUGAUACGGAAAUGAGAGAAAUUGAUUGCGCGAGAUCAAGUCAAGUGAUUCAAUUCGGGAUUUUACUUUUAGUCAAUCAAAGCCCCAAGACUUCGAUCACCUAUAGCCUAUCGUACUGGCUAUACCUAUUACUAAUACCAAGAAGCAUCUAUAGUCUAUCCUCCAAGUGUGCUCUUCUCAAACGUAGGAUUACCAAGUUUUCAUGCCAGAUCAAGAAGAGGAGAGAUGGAAUCUACUGCCAGAGGGCACCACAAGACAGGAUCCAGUCAGCAAUCCAGGUUGAGUAG
Molecule: messenger RNA, 594 nt
Organism: Dovyalis caffra
Lineage: Eukaryota; Viridiplantae; Streptophyta; Magnoliopsida; Malpighiales; Salicaceae
Source: the annotation of a GenBank genome assembly